Molecule: messenger RNA, 975 nt
Organism: Glarea lozoyensis ATCC 20868
Lineage: Eukaryota; Fungi; Ascomycota; Leotiomycetes; Helotiales; Helotiaceae
Exons: 2
Coding region: 1-975 (324 amino acids)
Source: RefSeq, a predicted model, not a curated record
AUGGCAGGCCCAGCGAAAUCAAUCACUACCGAGAGUGGGACCAUCACCGCGUGGCUUCCCAUUCUAACUCCGUAUGCAUCAAUCGCCGCAUGUUCAUCUCAGAUUUAUAGAAUUGCGAGCGAUAUAAUAGCUUACGAUCCUUAUUUUCCAAUUGGAAUGGGCGUUACUGGUCUUCACUGUCUUCCUGAGGAACUCUCGCUCUCAUGGUGGCAGCGCGAUACCGAAACAACAACUGUACUCGGUCCUACAUUCAUGUGUCCGGAAGCAUACAGUGCUGUAUCCACAGUCUCAUUUCCAUCUUCCAUCCAGACCUUGUGCUGCCCGUCAAGCUACCAGCUCACUGUCUCGAUCAUUGGGUUAACGUUCGCCUCACAAUGCACAUCCAAAUUCACACCCGGAGAGACGAUUUUCUAUAACGAGUAUCAGCCUUCCUCGAAUACGUGGCAGCGAACUUCUUCCGUCGUGGCCGCAUCUGCCAGUCCGAGUUUUGCGUAUGGAUUCCACAUGAAUGGGUUUAAUUUUGUACCGGCUACUUCGACGUCUUCUUCUAUCACGGGUAGCACCGCAACAAGUACAACGCAACCCAGUAAUGCAAUAAUGCCCACCACCACAUCUUCCUCGUCAAAUAUGACGGCCGCGAUUCAAGAAACAGCAACACCGUCCAAAAAGACAUCCGCAGGUGCUAUCGCAGGUGGAGUAAUCGGAGCCGUCGCCAUUGUUUCCCUACUAACAAUCAUCGGUUUUUGGCUUCUCAGAAAACGGAAAAGCAAACCCCAGCACAGCGAAUCGUUUCCAAAAAGUUUUCAAUCGACAAGUGAAGGGAAAGUAGAACAAACGAGUAGUCCGAUGCAUACGCCUCAACCUAUUGCUGUAGUGGCUAAGCAGCCCAAGGAACGAAGACCUACUUACGAAUUGCCGCUUACAGCGCCAACUAGUGUGCAUGAAAUGAGUGCAGACCGGGAGUAUGAGAAGUAA